Bufo bufo (common toad) is the source of this 3093-nucleotide messenger RNA. RefSeq names its product stromal interaction molecule 1 (gene STIM1). Gene Ontology annotation, cellular component: plasma membrane; endoplasmic reticulum. The coding region runs from base 280 to 2709 and encodes 809 amino acids. Lineage: Eukaryota; Metazoa; Chordata; Amphibia; Anura; Bufonidae. The transcript is spliced from 12 exons. Gene Ontology annotation, biological process: activation of store-operated calcium channel activity; intracellular calcium ion homeostasis; store-operated calcium entry. Gene Ontology annotation, molecular function: calcium channel regulator activity; protein binding; calcium ion binding. The record is from RefSeq and is a predicted model, not a curated record.
UCCGUCCUGUAUCCAUCGGGGGCGGGGCUUGUAGUGAGUCACAGGCCGGUGUGCGGUGGAGGUUGACGCGACGCUCUGCCUUCUCUCCGGACAUAGGACUGCCGGCUGCGCCCCCGGAGGAUGCGGCUGCUAUGGACUGGCCCCUGUGGACACCGCUCGGCAUGACAUGGACACAGCGCCCUCUGCUGAGCCGCUGAGCUGCUGCCGCUGUUCAUAGGAGUGAAGUGCGAGCUCUUGGGCCCAGAGGUCUCGCUCCUGUACGUCACCAUCGCCGCGGACAUGGAUGUGUGGUCCCGCAUCGUGGUGUGGAUCCUGUGCGCCUCCCUCCUCCAGCACGGGCAGGCGGAGAAACCCGCGGGGACCCCGGCGGAGGAGUCCCUGCAGGAAGUGUUCUGCCGGAUCGACGAGCUGCUGUGCCAGCGGGAGGACGAGCUCCUGAGCUUCGAGGCGGUGGUCAGCAUCCACAAGCAGAUGGACGAUGACGCCAAUGGGAACGUGGACGUGGAGGAGAGCGACGAGUUCAUAAGAGAAGAUCUGAAUUACCACGACCCGACGGUGAAGCACAGCACCUUCCAUGGAGAGGACAAGCUGAUCAGCGUGGAGGACCUGUGGAACACGUGGAAGGUGUCAGAAGUGUAUAACUGGACGGCGGACGAGGUGGUUCAGUGGCUCAUCGCCUACGUGGAGCUUCCACAGUACGAGGAGGUGUUCCGGAAGCUGCAGCUGAGCGGCAGGGAUAUGCCCAGGUUAGCGAUAACGAACGCCACCAUGACGGGAACGCUGCUGAAGAUGACGGACCGCAGCCACCGGCAGAAGCUGCAGCUGAAGGCGCUGGACACGGUGCUGUUCGGACCCCCUCUGUUGACCCGCCAUAACCACCUCAAGGACUUCAUGCUGGUGGUCUCCAUCGUCAUCGGGGUUGGGGGCUGCUGGUUCGCCUACAUACAAAACCGCUACUCGAAAGAGCACAUGAAGAAGAUGAUGAAGGACCUGGACGGACUGCACCGGGCCGAGCAGAGCCUGCACGAUCUGCAGGAGAGACUCCAGAAGGCCCAGGAGGAGCACCGCACGGUGGAGGUGGAGAAGGUCCAUCUGGAGAAGAAGCUGCAGAAUGAGAUCAGUUUGGCCAAACAGGAGGCGCAGAGGCUGCGGGAGCUGCGAGAGGGAACGGAGAACGAGCUGAGCCGGCAGAAGUACGCAGAGCAGGAGCUGGAGCAGGUGCGCAUGGCUCUGAGGAACGCGGAGAAGGAGCUGGAGUCGCACAGUAACUGGUCGGCCCCGGAGGCCCUCCAGAAGUGGCUGCAGCUGACCCACGAGGUGGAGGUCCAGUACUACAACAUCAAGAAGCAGAGCGCGGAGAAGCAGCUGACGCUGGCCAAGGAAGGGGUGCGGACCUCGGGGGCGUUCCCGGUGCUGCCGCCGCCGCCGCCCGCGCCGUCUCACUCACCACAUCGUGUGUUUUUGUUCCAGGCAGAGAAGAUUAAGAAGAAGAGGAACACGUUAUUCGGGACCUUCCACGUGGCGCACUCCUCCUCGCUGGAUGAUGUGGACCAUAAGAUCCUGUCUGCAAAGCAGGCCCUCAGUGAGGUGACCGCAGCGUUACGGGAGCGUCUGCACCGCUGGCACCAGAUUGAGAUGCUCUGCGGCUUCCAGAUUGUCAAUAACCCGGGUCUGCAUGCCCUGAUGGCGUUCCUGAACAUGGACCCGGUUCUGAUGGGCGGCGCCCGGCCGGCACCCACCCACUUUAUCAUGAGUGACGACCUGGACGACCUGGACGAGGAGAUCGUCUCUCCAAUCAGCAUGCAGUACGCCGCCUGGCUCAUGGGACGCCGGUCCAGCGAGCGCCCGUCCACCUGCUCCGAGGAGUCCGCCCUCUGGAAGUUCUCUGCGCCCUCGCUCCGCCACCGGCACACCGACUCGCCGCUCUCCACGCUGGGAUCGCAGAGGUUGGUAGAAGGUCACGCGGUCGGCCAGUCCGAGGCCGCCAGCCCCCCCGUCAUGUACCGGCCCAGCAAAGUGUCGCUCCACCGUAUGCGCAGCCUUUCUCACGGACAGUCCUUCAGCUCCGAGCAUCAUCCUCCCGGCACCACCGCCGCCACCGCGUGUCCCCCUCCCCCACCGCACGCCCUGCCGGUCUAUUACCACCAGUCCACCACCUACUACCUGCAGAUGGACUCUCUGCCCGACCUGCCCCCGCCAGACCUCACCUCCGGGACACCGGAGUUGAGUCGUUCGGAUUCAGAUUCUUCCAUCCCGUACAUGGGCGAUUCUCGUCUUGGGAAGAUCCCCAAAUCCUCGCUGUCUCACCGAACCCUGGAAGAGCUGCCGUCCAGUAGCCAAACCCCCAACGGUGGGAACCGCCAGCUGGAACAGUCCAGUUCGGCGGGGGCCCUCCAGAGACUUUCCGACAGCCCCCAGCUGGAGAAGCUCAGUGAGAAGUCCUUCACCCUCGGAGAGUUCAGCACGGGCGGGACGGGACCGCACUAUUCCGACUCUUCCCGAUCCCACAGCCCGAGCUCCACAGACGCCGACACCCCUUCCCCUGGCACCGAGGCCAAGCACAACCACUCCAAGAGCACGCGGAUCCCACAGCUGGCCGCCAAGAAGAACCCAGGAGACGAGGACAGCGGGUCUACGGGCGAGGACAACGACCCCACCUCCGGCAAGAAGAAGCUGACGCUCAGUCUCUUUAAGAAGCCAAAGAAAUAGAGACUCGGUGUGGUCUGCGAGAGCGACGGAAGAUGGUGGGUGCAGAGAGGAGCGCUGUCACCCCUCAUUACAUGCAGGACCGAGGAGGCUGCGAGGUGGGAGCCAGGACCGGGUGCUUCUCCCACUCCUCCCCGCAGUGGGGGGGGCCGGAGGGCACAGGCUGCUCAUCCUCCUGUAUUUCGGGGCUGAUCGCACUCGCCCCCGCUUGCCUCUCCCCGCUUUGCUAUGCAUGGCUUUCGGGAACCUUUCCUCCCUUUGCCACUGAAAAAAACUGAUAAACCCCUGAGGAGGGUGUAGGUAGGUUUUUACUUGGGUGUAGGUGGUGAGUUUUAUUUGGCGGGGGAUGUUUGUAUGACGUUUUCUUCUGUAUUCUUUGCUUCUGAU